AUGAUCCUAGCUAGUUGAUGCCACCAGUGACCUCCGACGCCCCGGGCAAGAGAACGCCACGAGGGAUAACGGGAGGAAGGCCGGCCGGGGCCGCCAAGGCAGUCCCAGGCUCGCGUAGGAGGCGCGCAGACCAGACAGGGGCAUCUUGCACCUUCGCAGCGCCCUGCACCCCGCCACCAUGUGCGAGCUGUACAGUAAGCGGGACACUCUGGCGCUGAGGAAGAAGCACAUCGGGUAAGGGCACCCUGGCCCGGAAGAAAGCGCAGAGAGGGGGCAAUAACGAGUGCAGAAGGUGGAGAGAGAAAGCCGGCUAGGGAACAAGCGAUGCGCUGCAGCCGCACUCCGUGCCCGCCGCGCCUGUGCACGCGCCCCGCGCGCCUCCACCUGCAGGGGCCGCGCGGGCUCCCAGAAACGCUCCUGGAACCCGGAACGCUGGGCUUCCUGCCCGCUCCAAAGUUCCCGGCUCGCUCUGCAGCCGGCGGACUAGCGGGGGCUGCCGGCCGGCUAGAGGGGUUGGUGGAUGACGGCCAGUAGCCCUAGCAGACACCAUUCCAGGGAUGGGAGAUGGGUGGAAGAAGGAUAGCGCUCGGCCACCCCCACACAACUCGAAAGUUUUUGGAAACUGUGAACUGAGAAAUAUUUUUUCAUGAUGGCUCCGCAAACAAACCAGUUCUGACAAUUUUUACUUAAAGUGAGCUUUUUCUUCUUGCAUGCUUGGUUAAGCGGUGAAGGGUUUAUCUAGCCAAUAGAAAAACUUGAAACCACCUUCUGUUAGAAAAGCAAGAGACUUUAUUUAGAUCCCUCUUACCCAACUUGGUCUCCCAAGCUGUGUUCUCCCCAGCCUGCUUGUCUUGCCCCCGUCACAAACGACUUAGUAAUAUAAUGGCCCUCAUGCAAAGUUUUCUUUGCGUCGGAUCCCAUCAAAAUAGUGAGAGCCCAGAGGCAGUACAUGUUUGAUGAGAACGGUGAACAGUACUUGGACUGCAUCAACAAUGUUGCCCAUGUGGGACACUGUCACCCAGGAGUGGUCAAAGCUGCCCUGAAACAGAUGGAACUGCUAAAUACAAAUUCUCGAUUCCUCCACGACAACAUUGUUGAGUAUGCCAAGCGCCUUUCAGCAACUCUGCCGGAGAAACUCUCUGUUUGUUAUUUUACAAAUUCAGGAUCUGAAGCCAACGACUUAGCCUUACGCCUGGCUCGGCAGUUCAGAGGCCACCAGGAUGUGAUCACUCUUGACCAUGCUUACCAUGGUCACCUAUCAUCCUUAAUUGAGAUUAGCCCAUAUAAGUUUCAGAAAGGAAAAGAUGUCAAAAAAGAAUUUGUACAUGUGGCACCAACUCCAGAUACUUACAGAGGAAAAUAUAGAGAAGACCAUGCAGACCCAGCCAGUGCUUAUGCAGAUGAAGUGAAGAAAAUCAUUGAAGAUGCUCAUAACAGUGGAAGGAAGAUUGCUGCCUUUAUUGCUGAAUCCAUGCAGAGUUGUGGCGGACAAAUAAUUCCUCCAGCAGGCUACUUCCAGAAAGUGGCAGAAUAUGUACACGGUGCAGGGGGUGUGUUUAUAGCUGAUGAAGUUCAAGUGGGCUUUGGCCGAGUUGGGAAACAUUUCUGGAGCUUCCAGAUGUAUGGUGAAGACUUUGUUCCAGACAUCGUCACAAUGGGAAAACCGAUGGGCAACGGCCACCCGGUGGCAUGUGUGGUAACGACCAAAGAAAUUGCAGAAGCCUUCAGCAGCUCUGGGAUGGAAUAUUUUAAUACGUAUGGAGGAAAUCCAGUAUCUUGUGCUGUUGGUUUGGCUGUCCUGAAUAUAAUUGAAAAUGAAGACCUUCAAGGAAAUGCCGAGAGAGUAGGGAAUUAUCUCACUGAGUUACUGAAAAAACAGAAGGCUAAACACACUUUGAUAGGAGAUAUUAGGGGCAUUGGCCUUUUUAUUGGAAUUGAUUUAGUGAAGGACCAUCUGAAAAGGACCCCUGCCACAGCUGAAGCUCAGCACAUCAUCUACAAGAUGAAAGAAAAACGAGUGCUUCUCAGUGCCGAUGGACCUCAUAGAAAUGUACUUAAAAUAAAACCACCUAUGUGCUUCACUGAAGAAGAUGCAAAGUUCAUGGUGGACCAACUUGAUGGGAUUCUAACAGUUUUAGAAGAAGCCAUGGGAACCAAAACCGAAAGUGUGACCUCUGAGAAUACUCCAUGCAAAACAAAGAUGCUGAAAGAAGCCCACGUAGAACUGCUUAGGGACAGCACCACUGACUCCAAAGAAAAUCCCAGCAGAAAGAGAAAUGGAAUGUGCACGGAUACACAUUCGCUGCUCAGUAAGAGGCUCAAGACAUGACUGAUUUGCAUUUUAAAGCAAGAUGCGAUGUCCAGAGUUACAGAGAAUGAGUAGAUGUGUCUCAUCGGUUAAUAGCUCUAUUGUACCUCUAAAGGUGGAAUUGUCAGUUUAGAUUCAUAAAUGAAAAGGUAAAUGAGUAAUCAGAAUAAGCCAAGUGAUAAUCAAACCAUGUCAAGAUUAUUAGUUCAGACUCUAGCCUGUUAAUUUUCUUAUUUGAUUUCUGAAGCUACCUGAUUUAUUCUAUUAAAUGUAAGCUUGCAAACUCAAAAUAAGUUGGCAGAUUUACCUCUCAUGUUUUAAUGUGUCAAAUUAGAGAGCAAAGUAUAACAGGUGCCUUCACUUUUGAGACUUAGUGCCUUAAAAUAUGUAUUCUAUAAUGAUUUCAUAUAUUAAAGUAUAUUUAUUGACUGUAAUGAAAUAAAAUAUGAUGUAAACAA
This is a messenger RNA of Gorilla gorilla gorilla (western lowland gorilla), 2766 nucleotides long. RefSeq names its product ethanolamine-phosphate phospho-lyase (gene ETNPPL). Lineage: Eukaryota; Metazoa; Chordata; Mammalia; Primates; Hominidae. The record is from RefSeq and is a predicted model, not a curated record. The transcript is spliced from 13 exons. Gene Ontology annotation, molecular function: ethanolamine-phosphate phospho-lyase activity; transaminase activity; pyridoxal phosphate binding. Gene Ontology annotation, cellular component: mitochondrion. The coding region runs from base 950 to 2329 and encodes 459 amino acids.